GUCACAUCUCCCCUCACAACUUCUCAACACAACUGUCACCGCGGUUUCUCCAAAUCUUUGCUCAAGACCAGAGCCACCGGCCAUCCCCGGUGGCUAUCGAAAAGGGAUGCCGCUGGCGUUGGUCUGGGGCUACACCGCCUAUGUGAGCCCGGGCAAAGUUCCCUGGCAGAUUUCCACACUGUUGGGCGUGACCUGCGCUUGCUGCGCCGUGACGUGCGCCAUAUGCCUGAGAUGGGGCAUUCGGGAUGGUCGCAAGAGCGCCUUCAUCGUGGUGACGGAGAACCGGCCAAUGGUGCCAAUCUAUUUAGAGCUGGUGCGUACCAUUGUGAUGGUACCAGCGAUCAUGAGUUUGAUGGCGGUGUUGUGCAUUCUUCGACCAAGCACUUCCUUCACGCUUCAGCUUUUGAUGGCCAUUUUCACCUGCGUGGUGGUUGGGAACAUGACGCGAUAUUUUGUGGCCUUACUGGGUGAGCCACCCAUGCCACAGGAGCUGCUCGCGCGAGUGCCAAAGAAGCGCUGGUGGUGCGGCUCCUGCUGCGGGGGCGUCAACGACACCUGCUGGGGCUUGGGCUCUGCCUGGAGCAAGGUGCCCCAUCGCGUCACUCUGAACGAUCUUCACACGGGUAUCUCCAUGGUUCGAAUCUUUAUGAUCUUGCACAUUUGUCUCCAAUGCUUUUCACUCUCGGCCAGCAUGGUUCCCAUGAGUGUUCAGAUGCUACCCACCGGCUACUGUGAAGCCAAGACCAUGUUUUCAUCUCCCUGGAUUCUUUGGUUUGUGAUUGUCAUGACCGUCUCGGCCUCCUACGUGGGCAUGGCCGGCUUUGCGGUCAUCAAUAAUGCCAUCUCCUCAGUGCUGGACGUGGAGCUUCGCGCAGCUGACGAGGCAGCAGAGGACGAAGAGCAGAAGUUCAUUCGGCACUUCCAAGUGGCCCGGGCUUUGCCGCAAGUGCAUGAGCCUCCUUGCGGGAAACGAUUUACAAGCCUCAAAAAUAUACACUGUACAAUCCCAGAAGUGUAUUCAGUCAACAUCUGUCCCUGAUACGUGGAACCAGGUAUUCAAUCCCGGUGCUUAAAAGAUGGGUAACCCACCCCCAUGGGCCAAAGAUGCCUGUGGGUGGCUGAUCACUGGGUGGCUGAUCACCGAACAGUACUUGGAAAGAGUGUUGAUCUAUAACAGUACUUGAGCACUUGGAUCUCGAAAGAACUUACUCCUAGAUCUUUCAACUAUUCAAGAUCUUUGCCUUUUCAUCUAUACCAGCCAAGUUCGGCAUGUUACACGCUGGGCACACCAAGUCUCUGUGCAUCGUCUCAUAUCGUCUUUUCAUGAGGAUUCUGGCGAAGGGUGCGUCCGAUGAGUUGAUCGAUGUGAUCCAGGGGUGAACUCGGCUUUGCCAUGUUUUGGACUCUAAACCGCCCAACAUGCCGGUUCGACGGUCUAGGGGUUUGAAAGGGGUGAGUAGUCCGGACAGUAUAGGCAUAAUAUAUAAGCUUGUGACGCGUAAGUGCAUGGUUCCAAUUUGGUUGCCUGUCUUUUGUUCCGGUGAGGAUUGCACGAAAGUAUGAGCUUUCUCCAUGUCACUCCGGGCGUUUUCCAAACAGAUCUGAGGUAGCAUCGCAAUCCAAGAGCAUCCCUAUCUACAUGCUGCUCCCCUUGGUCGGGGCCAUCAUGGGCGCUUUCCCUGUGAGGUUCAGAGACGUGACCAUCACCAUCAACUCACACAAUGACAAGUUCCACUGCCCAGUCUUUGACCAAAAUGUUUGUGGGCAUUUGCUCUACUCGAUGUGCAUCGCACUGGGCAUGAUGUGGGUCUCGGUCUUGAAUUACCGAAGCUUCACUCCUGCUGGCAUGCCCAUCGACAAGCUUCCAGAGGUCCUUGCGCAGUUAGCCCCAGCAUCGCCCGCAGACUCCGACUCGGAUGACCCGUCGAACGAGGGCUCGGGCUCAUUGGUGAGCGAAUGAAUCUGUCUUACGGUAAUACGCACCGGAAAAAGGACUCGGAUGCUGAUAUAGAUUGGGGUCCAAAUGUGGCUUUCAAGAUGCCGGUCUGCGCAAAACGCACGAUGUUCGCUCCGAAAACCAAAGAAGUAUGCAACGCCUCGCUGGUUCUUUUCGAGUUGAACCACGCCGUGCUUCCAAGUUCCACCUCGAAGGUGGGGGAAGUGGCAUCCGAAAGGCAGACGCGUCGACCCGUUCAUUGAUGACGUGCGUUGGCAAACAUCAAUCGAAUGUCUUGGCUGAUGUAUCUCAUGCAGGCACCAAAAAUGGGGACCGCGCGUGCGGGAAGAGCUUGGAAUCUGCAUCGGGCACAAAGGCUGCAGUUUCGCAGUAGCUUCCCAAGUAUGCAGAUUCUGGAUGCCACAGAUGGUGAUGAUUGCUAUUUAAGCCCAGCCAAACCCCUCACAAGACACACUUAAG
Molecule: messenger RNA, 2416 nt
Organism: Durusdinium trenchii
Lineage: Eukaryota; Dinophyceae; Suessiales; Symbiodiniaceae
Source: the annotation of a GenBank genome assembly